UCCCACCCACAUGUACACACAGAAACACCUGCAGGACAACAUCACGCUCUGUAUUUGACUCCUUAACUGAGCAGUUGUUGGGAUUUGGAUGAAACAGUGAAGACCUGAAGCGCCUGAAGACCAGGGAUGCGGAUCCGCGUGGUCCAGAUCUGGGGCUUCUUGAUGACUGUGAUGGGGUGGAUCUUCGUGGCUUGCACCAUGGCCAUGGAAGGCUGGAAGAUCACCUCAGUGGGAGGAAUGGGAGGCUCCUCCAUUUUAAAGGUGGCCUGGUACUGGUCCAGUCUGUGGAGAUCUUGUUUUACAGAUUCGACUGCUGUUAGCAACUGCUACGACUACCCCGUGCUCUGGUCCGUUGAGGGCCACAUCCAGAUUGUGCGAGGCCUGCUGAUGGCUGCUCUCUCCCUGGGGAUGUUGGGCUUUGUGCUCAGCCUGAUGGGCAUGGAGUGCACCUUCAUUGGGGGAAAAGACAGGUCAAAAUAUAAGAAGAUUUACACUGGCGGUUGGUGCCACAUAAUCAGCGGUUUACUGUCCACAAGUGGAUAUGCUGUUUAUGCACAAUACGUGUCAGGAGAAUACUUCAACCCAAACUUUGAUGGACUAAAGUAUGACCUUGGUACCCCACUGUUCCUUGGGUGGGUCGGCUCUGCUUUUCAAAUGAGCGGUGGUGUCUUCUAUAUGUGGUCGGCUUGCAAGCCGCUCUGUGGACAAGAACAAACGGUAAUCAUCCGACCACUACCAGACCCAGAACAGGACCCUAAAACCAAGUCUACCACAGAGCUCUCCUCAGUGUCAGGAAUCACCUCCAAAACCAAAGUGUCUUCUGUUUCUGAGUUGUCAUCAGAACGCUCAGACUUGUCAGCCAUCUCCUCAGCAUCAACAUCUGGAAGCUCAGUCGAGUCCGAGCGCCCAUCGAGGACCAAAAGAACGGCCGCUUCUGCCGCAUCAGAGUCAGGUUCAGAGUCUGGCCUCUUGUCCAGGUCAAGUGUGUCAGCAUUGUCAGCGUCGAGUAGCGGAAGCAGUCGGGUGCCGUCGCUUUCAGGAAGCUCAAGGACUGAGAAAGCAUCCUUUCUGAAAAACUCGUACAUUUGAGGUCUCAGCAGAAAGGUCCACUGUCAGUGUUGUGUGAGUCCUGGAUGGUUUCAACGUAUUUGCUGCAUCCAAUCACAGUCAUUGUAUUUACAAAAAAGACAUACAAUGCAAUAAAUGAAGCAUGGUUGUUCUUGUAGUUUUGGUCUUGAUUGCUCUUGAAAAUAAAUCCAGAGUCACCAACACCACAGACAAGACUAAGUUAAAAUUCUUCCCAAAUACACAUUAACCAGCACAGGAAGCUUUCUAGUUAUUCCAGAAUCUGCACCUAUUCAACUGUAUUUCUUUAGAUUUUGUGCUUCCCACAAAAACGGUCUGUUUUAAUAUAUUCCACCCACGGCCCGCUUCCAGGCACGCCCCCACUCCGUUGUGGUUAGCCACAGUGCAUGGAAGGACCGCUAACUUUAUAAGAGUUGAUAUCAGGAACCAGGAAUUCCAACCACUUGUGCCUGAUGGUGGUGUCUUUAGGAAUUGUAAACAAAUGUGGCUUUCCCUUCCAAGGCAUCACUAGCAAUGUAAACAGAGAAGGAGAGCUUGGGGAAGGCAGGAAACAGAGCUUGGGGGAGGGCCACGCCACGCCCAUAUAAGGUCCGCUCCUCUGUGACAUCACAAAGGGGCAGUUUUACCACGCCUUCUGAAACCAAGCGUUUUGAGCCAUGCCAAAACAGAAUAUUCAAACACAUCAGCUUUGACUUUGGAAAACAGUUAUUGAUAUUUUAGUCUAUUUUCUAAUAUGGAACAAGCAGAAUCCUGCUUAUUAUUAUGAAUUAUUGAAUGAGAUUUCAUAUUAUUGAAUACUUUCCAUCACAUAUCUUCACGCGCUAAAUGUACUGCAAAAAAGGUCAGUAAGGAUAAUUCACAAUGCCACCUACAGAGAACAUACUAACUCCUUAUUUCUAAAAUCACAAAUACUUAAACUUGCUGAUAUAGUUCAUCUUCAAACAGCUAAAAUAAUGCAUAAGGCUAAAAAUAACCAAUUACCUAAAAUGUCAUCCAAUACUUCUCUACAAGAGAGGAGAAAUAUGAUCUCAGGGAAGAACUACAUUUGAAACACUUAUAUGCUAGGACUACGUUAAAAAGCCAUAGCAUUUCAGUAUGUGGAAUCAAACUAUGGAAUGGAUUGAGUAAGGACCUCAAACAAUGCACAACGAUGAGCCAAUUCAAGAAACAAUACAAGCAGUUGAUGUUUGCUAAAUACAAGGAUGAAGAGUCUUGAACCAGUCAUGAUGUGCUAUAUAUAUCACUAUAUUGACACUUACUAUGGUACCCAUUAUGUCAUUGUAUGGUCAUAUCACCUCGUACUUUGGUACGAGGUGCAUUAUUUAAAAAAAAAACCUUAAACUGUAUUAUGGAAAGCAGGAAGUGAACAAAUGUAACAGUUACUGAUUGUAAAAGUACCAGAUGGCGGGGUAGGAUUUAAUAAGCUUUGCUUCUUCCUACUCCUUUUGGA
This is a messenger RNA of Doryrhamphus excisus (bluestripe pipefish), 2536 nucleotides long. It is a transcript of the gene cldn10e, whose product is annotated as claudin 10e. Gene Ontology annotation, molecular function: structural molecule activity. The record is from RefSeq and is a predicted model, not a curated record. Gene Ontology annotation, cellular component: membrane; bicellular tight junction. Lineage: Eukaryota; Metazoa; Chordata; Actinopteri; Syngnathiformes; Syngnathidae.